AUGAACAAUAAACAUGUUCUUAAAGAAAAUAUUGAAUUGCCUUCUAGAAAACUUCAAAUCCGUCUUGAUCUUAAAAGAAGCUCAAUUUACUUGGUUUAUGAUAAAGGUGAAAAUAUGUCAUAUGUAUAUAAUCCAAGAAACCAGUUACUUCUACCCCUAACCUUGCAUCCAUCUGGUCAAAUGCCCUACUGGAAUAAUAAUUCAACUGCAACCAUUUUGGAUGUUGCAUCAUCAAUUAAAAACAAAAUAACAUUAAAUGAAAAAGAUAUGACAAGGUGGAAUUUGGAACAAUUCACAAUUUGA
This is a messenger RNA of Entrophospora sp. SA101, 303 nucleotides long. The record is from the annotation of a GenBank genome assembly. NCBI's taxonomy places the organism in Eukaryota, Fungi, Glomeromycota, Glomeromycetes, Entrophosporales, Entrophosporaceae.